This is a messenger RNA of Vigna umbellata (rice bean), 2466 nucleotides long. RefSeq names its product long chain acyl-CoA synthetase 6, peroxisomal-like. The record is from RefSeq and is a predicted model, not a curated record. Gene Ontology annotation, molecular function: long-chain fatty acid-CoA ligase activity. Gene Ontology annotation, biological process: fatty acid metabolic process. NCBI's taxonomy places the organism in Eukaryota, Viridiplantae, Streptophyta, Magnoliopsida, Fabales, Fabaceae. Gene Ontology annotation, cellular component: endoplasmic reticulum; membrane.
UGUCUCAGGUAAUCCGAUUCAUCAUCGAUAUCCUCAGUUAUUUUUCUCUCAUCCUUUCAGAUAAACACGACACAAAAGCUCAGUAUUUCUCUUAUCAAAACGCCACUUGUCCAUUGUCGUUUCGACCCCAUGGAUCACACGCCUGCUGCGCAACGUCGUCUUCGAGCUGUUCAAGACCACCUCUCCCCCACCGCCGAUGAAUCUCCCUCCAACCUCCGAUCUAACCCCACCGCCGGCGAGUUUUUCUCAGAACAAGGGUAUAGUGUUGUACUCCCAGAGAAGUUACAAACUGGAAAGUGGAACGUUUACAGAUCUAUGCGAUCUCCUCUGCAGCUAGUGAGCAAGUUUCCUAAUCAUCCUGAAAUUGGUACCCUGCAUGACAAUUUCGUGCGCUCAGUUGACACCUUUCGAGACUACAAAUAUCUGGGAACACGUGUCCGCGUUGAUGGAACUGUUGGGGAGUACAAAUGGAUGACUUAUGGAGAAGCAGGUACAGCCCGGUCAGCAAUAGGUUCUGGUUUGAUUUAUUAUGGAGUCACAAAGGGUUCCAGUAUUGGAUUGUAUUUUAUUAAUAGACCGGAGUGGCUCAUUCUUGAUCAUGCCUGCUCUGCAUACUCAUUUAUAUCAGUACCUCUGUAUGAUACUCUUGGUCCCGAUGCUGUCAAGUAUAUUGUUAGUCAUGCUGUCGUGCAAGUUAUAUUUUGUGUACCUGAAACAUUAAAUGUAUUGCUGAGCUACUUAUCUGAUAUUCCAACUGUGCGGCUAAUCGUGGUAGUUGGAGGUAUGGAUGAUCAAAUUCCAUCAGUUCCAUCAUCAACCGGAGUUCAAAUUGUUACAUAUUCAAAGCUACUCAAUGUGGGACGCAGCAAUCUCCAGCCCUUUUGUCCACCCAAACCUGAUGACAUUGCAACCAUUUGCUAUACAAGUGGAACAACUGGAACCCCAAAAGGUGCUGUCUUGACCCAUGGAAACUUUAUUGCAAGUAUUGCUGGGGGUACUAUGGAUGAGAAAUUUGGCCCUUCUGAUGUUUAUAUAUCCUAUCUCCCUUUGGCUCACAUUUAUGAGCGAGCAAACCAGGUCAUGGUAGUUCAUUUUGGCAUUGCUGUGGGAUUCUACCAGGGGGAUAGUAUGAAAUUAAUGGAUGACUUGGCCGUCCUAAGGCCUACUAUCUUCUGUAGUGUUCCUCGACUAUAUAACAGAAUAUAUGCUGGUAUCACUAAUGCUGUUAAAACAUCUGGUGGUCUGAAGGAGAGACUAUUUAAUGCUGCCUACAAUGCUAAAAGACAGGCUUUAUUGCAUGGGAAGAACCCUUCUCCAAUGUGGGACAGAUUAGUUUUCAACAAGAUAAAGGAAAAGCUUGGAGGACGAGUUCGGUUAAUGGCAUCAGGUGCCUCGCCUUUAUCCCCUGAUAUCAUGGAAUUUUUAAAGAUUUGCUUUGGUGGUCGGGUGACUGAAGGAUAUGGAAUGACAGAGAGUACUUGUGUUAUAAGCUGCAUAGAUGAGGGUGACCCACUUGGUGGUCAUGUUGGCUCUCCUAAUCCUGCCUGUGAGAUAAAACUUGUGGAUGUUCCAGAAAUGAACUAUACAUCUGAUGAUCAGCCCAAUCCCCGUGGUGAAAUUUGUGUCAGGGGUCCCAUUGUUUUUCGAGGUUAUCACAAAGAUGAAACUCAGACGAGAGAAGUCAUUGAUGAAGAUGGAUGGCUUCAUACUGGAGAUAUUGGAACGUGGUUACCUGGUGGUAGACUAAAAAUUAUUGACAGGAAGAAAAAUAUAUUUAAGUUGGCUCAAGGCGAGUAUAUUGCUCCUGAGAAGAUUGAAAAUGUAUAUGCCAAAUGCAAGUUUGUGGCGCAAUGCUUUGUAUACGGUGAUAGCCUAAAUGCUUCUUUGGUAGCUGUUGUCUCCGUGGAUCAUGAUGUCUUGAAAGCAUGGGCCGCUUCAGAAGGCAUAAUGUAUAAUGAUUUAGCACAACUUUGCAAUGAUUCAAGAGCAAAGGCAGUUGUCUUGACUGAGAUGGAUGCUGCUGGACGAGAUGCUCAGCUUAGAGGUUUUGAAUUUGUAAAAGCUGUCACUUUGGUGACCGAACCCUUUACAUUGGAAAAUGGUCUGCUUACUCCAACAUUCAAGAUUAAGAGGCCUCAAGCGAAGGAAUAUUUCGCAAAAGCAAUAUCUGAUAUGUACAGUGAGCUCUCAAGAACUGAUAAUUCUCAGAAAACGUUGUGAAAUUGAGGGUCUCCCUUCACUCCCCUCAACAGAUAAAUAAAGAAACGUGAUUCAUACCAUCGUAAGGCGAUAGCAGAAGGAUCCAAUGGGUACGAUCUGGCAACUUGUUUUGUCAUGACAAGAGUUGUGUUAGAACCCAACAAGAUUCGUUGCUUUAUUUAGUUCUAGUUGCCUUACGUUAUUUUUACAUAUUUAUUUUUUUGAGUCAUAUUACUAUAAUUUUUAAUAUAUUCAUUAUUAUUAUUA